Messenger RNA from Mya arenaria, 2473 nucleotides. Its product is annotated as beta-lactamase domain-containing protein 2-like. Lineage: Eukaryota; Metazoa; Mollusca; Bivalvia; Myida; Myidae. The transcript is spliced from 7 exons. The coding region runs from base 700 to 2061 and encodes 453 amino acids. The record is from RefSeq and is a predicted model, not a curated record.
UCUGUUUUUUUCCCGAUAAUAGGUCAUGGCAUAUACACCAGCCCCAAAAUGGCGAUGCUUUGUUGAUGGUCUGAAUAUGUGAAUACUAGUGUAAUUCAAGAAUUGAAGUGGCUAAAAUUUCAUUAAUGUGUAACGUUUGUGUGUUAAAUAAUAUUGGUAUGGAUCAGUGGACUUGAGGCAAGAAUGGAAGUUAUUGAAUGUACAAAUAAUUUUGGCAAAUGUUGAAAACGUUCCAUUAAUACGCAUUGUCGUUGCUAAAUCGAUCGUGUCAAGUUUAAACUGUUCAAGACAAAAACAUGCUAGACUAUUCUUAAACUGUUUAAUACAAUUCAACCUUAAACAAUUAAUGUAAACCAGUCUUGAAAAGAGUAUGCUAUCGUUUUACCUUUUGAUUUAAAUUACGCGUCAGUUAACAUUUAAUGGUUGGUCUCGAGUGCCGGGUUCUGAUCAAUACAGCUUUCAACAUGAACAUGGGUUGUAUACAAAAUCAUUCAACAUACAUCAUUUGUGCUACUUUUUGACCGGAUAUUGACCUGAUAUUGGUAGCUCUAAUACGCUUAAGCUUUAAGUAGGUACAAUACUCCUUUUACUGCUCUGCAUGUACAUAAGUGAAUGUGUUUCAAAAUGCUUCAUGCCGAUAAGAACCCACCCUUGAUAUAGCGCUGAAUUAAUUCAUAACCAUUUAUACUUCUCACUAUCAUGGGAUUUAUCAAGGUGAGCGUAUGUGUGUUAGUUUUAGCGCUGGUUUAUGACAGUAACAUGGGAUUUAUUAAAGUAAGCGUAUGUGUGUUAGUGUCAGCGCUAGUUUGUGGAUGCCUGCAACGAUUAUUUACGAAGCCACUUCCCGUUGUGGUUGAUGGAUACGUACACCCGGCUUUCCAGCCGGUGCUCGAGAAGUUCAGGGAAAAUGUAGCAAGCGGAAAAGAGCCCGGCGCUGCCUUUGCUGUUUACCGGAAUGGCCAGCCGCUGGUAGACGUGUGGGGUGGCAUCGCGGAUGUGAAGGCGGCACGGCCAUGGCGGCGAGACACGAUGGCACAAGGCUGGUCAACAACCAAGGGGAUCGCCACUAUUGUGGUUGCUGUCAUGGUGGACAGGGGAUGGUUGGACUACAAGCGACCCGUGCAUGAGUACUGGCCCGAGUUCAAACAGAACGGGAAAAAGAAUGUAACAGUGGAAAUGCUUCUUUCACAUCAGGCGGGGCUGCCUGUCCUAGACACGCCCAUUUCUGUGCUUGAAAUUCGAGAGGCCCGCGACAGGGUUGAGAAUAUUCUCGCCUCACAAACCCCUGUUUGGCCUCCAGGAACGCAGUUUGGAUAUCACGGUAUCACCUUUGGUCCUUAUGUAGAUACAUUGGUCAGAAAAGCUGAUCCGAAGGGUAGAAGAAUGGAACAGAUUUUUAGGGAAGAAAUUGGAGACCCAUUAGAUAUAGACGUUUAUAUGAACCUACCGCGUAAUGAGUAUCACCGUGCGGCCCGCCUGUAUACGGACCCCAUCUGGAUGAUAAUACUAAAAACCCUCUUGGCGCCCCGCUACUUCCGGGUGUUUGCUGGCCUCGUGACGAAUCCUGGCUCAUUGUUUGCCAGGUCUUUGAAAGUCGUGAAGGAGAUGAAAAACAUUGGUAACUUGGGAGUUUUUAAUGACCCGGACCUUCGAGAAAUAACAAUGUCAUCUAUAUCUGGCACAAUGACUGCACGUGGUGUUGCUAAGCUCUACAGCAUCAUGGCUGAAGGAAUCAAAGGACGCAGUAUUGAUUUGUUGUCAUCUGAUGUGACGUCACUGUUCACGUCACCGCUCGUGCAAGGAAAAGAAUCGGUUGUAGGAUCUGAUAACUGGGCUAUGAAUAGAGGAUUCUUGUAUCACAAUAAUUCUGAAGGAAAUCUCGUCUUUGGACAUCCGGGUCAUGGUGGCCAAAUGGGCAGAGGUGAUCCGAAAGCGAGUCUUGGAUUUGGAUACGUAACCAAUCAUCUAUCGAUAUACGGUAGAGGGGAUGACCCGAGAUACGUAGGCCUCGAAGAAAUAGUUUAUGAGUGCCUGAAGGACUAUGACAAAUCCGAAAAAUGAUCAAACUCUUAAUCAAAUAAAAUUAUUACAAAGAAAGGCCAUGAACACCAUGAAAAGACAAUUAAUCAAGAUAAAGAUGUUAUCUAUUUUACUAACAAUGCCUCAAUGGGCUGCAGUUACCGUGACUCUUUGCUUAUAGCAUGAAGUACAGAUAGAAGGUGCAUGCCCGGACAUCGUGUACCUUCCACCGCCUUUCGUCGCCAGCAAAGUUCUGUUUUAAGACAUUCGAUAUAAUUUACAUGUAACUGAAUUUAUUAUGCCUGUUGACCCGAUACAUUGUUUUAUGUGUAAAAGAAGAUCAUUUAAAAUCCUUUCAUACAUCAAUCUUGCAAAGAAUUUUUCUGGCAUUGAAAUAUUGAAAAAUAAAUAUUAAAAAAACAAACAUUCGAAAUAAAAUGAAAACUGCAAAAUA